Molecule: messenger RNA, 3079 nt
Organism: Chelonia mydas (Green sea turtle)
Lineage: Eukaryota; Metazoa; Chordata; Testudines; Cheloniidae
Product: natural cytotoxicity triggering receptor 3-like
Exons: 5
Coding region: 1450-2190 (246 amino acids)
Biological process (GO): natural killer cell activation; positive regulation of natural killer cell mediated cytotoxicity; immune response-activating cell surface receptor signaling pathway
Source: RefSeq, a predicted model, not a curated record
AGGCUCUGCACAGACCUGAACUGAAGGAUGACAAAGGGUCUGGACUCCUGGGUUCUCUCCCAGCUCUGGGAGAGGAGUGGGGACUAGUAGGUUAGAGUCAGGAGAGCCUGGGAAUCCUUUUCUGCUCACCACACUUAACCAGAACCUACGAUAGAACCCAGGAGUCCUGACAGAUAGAUCCCAUAGCUUUCCCCAUCUGUAGAAAAUCACAAGCACCCCUUGUCAAAUUUAACACCCAAAGCAGGUCAUGAAACAACCGGGGUCAGUGGACAAAACAACACCCCACGAAAACAAGGAACUACAGCCCCUCAACACAACCACCCCAUCUGCCCUUCCACUCUCAGACCCCUUCCCAUGAGCCCACCUACCACCCGACACCUCCACUCUGAGUCGCUAGGCACCAUCCCUUCUCCACCCACCCCUGUCCACAACCACGCUGUCAUCUGAGGCCUUGGGUUGCCAAUCUUCCACCAUUGUCCUGGAGACUCCAACAAUUCAGGGUUAAUCAUUAAUUAAGAUUUACAUCGUGGGAUGGAACCUCCAGGAAUACUCCAGCCAAAACUGGCCACCCGAGCUGGGGCUGAUUGGAGCGGCGGUGGGUGGGAGCGAUGGCACAUUGGCAUGUCUCAGUCAGCGGAGAUAAGUUCAUCCAAGAAAAUAGGACUUCCUGGAGGUAAAGGGAAACGAGGGGCAACCCCGAAAUGCAGCUGUUGACGGAGAAGAUUUUACCCACCUCCAGCCACACGUACAAUUUGGCAGGGUCGUUUUGGACAGAUAAUGGCUCCACAUUACCCCAAAUCCCCAUCACAACUACCCACAACCUGACAGCUCCUCUGAAUAUCGCUAGCCAGUGGUGUGGUGUAGCUAUCGGCCAACCAUUCAAGGUCGUGCCACUAAGGACAAUGUCUGGUUAGAAAUGUCUUGUGACAGAGCCGAUGAACAGGACGUGGAAAAUUGGGCCAGAUCGCCAACCCAGGGUGGGAAUUCAAACCCACUGGCCCCCCUGGUCUGAGAGCAGAGCAGGGAUUUGUGGUCCAGUGUAGGAUGCAGCCCUGGCAGGGGAGCUGUUCCUGGGGACCACCAGCAAGCCAGGAUGCUCCCGGAGAUGCCAGCUGCUGCUUGCUGCCCCCUCCACCAGGGCAGCCGGGCGGGGCAUCAGACCAGAUGCCCCAGCUCUAAACACCCCAACUGCCCCAGUCCAAGUAAGGGGAAUCCUCCUCAGUCAUAUGCAGUACAGGGGCUAGGAGACACAGAUGAAUGCGGCUGAUUCUAGGGGGCAGUGGGAUGUGUGCACGCACACACAUACGCACACACACACACCAGCCAGUCCCUCACACAGUGAAUAGCACAUGCUCAAACACACACACACAUCCGGCCCUUGUCCCUGGCUUCUCGCUGCAGCCAUCUCAGAGGCACUGACCACAAAACUUUCCACCACCCCUGGGGCUGAUGCUUCCGGAGGAUGCUGAGGCUGAGCUGAGCUGGCCCCACGGAGCCGCCCAGAGAGCGGGGACCAUGGAGCCACCACCAGCCCUGAGCCCUGUCUUCUGCAUUCUCCUCCUCAUCCCCACCUGGGAAGCAGGUCUCACAGUGCUUCAGAGCCCCGCUGUCCUCCGAGCGUCCCCCGGCGAGACCGUGAACCUCAGCUGCUCCUUCGAGAACAUUCCGGGCAGCAUGGCCAAAGCGACGUGGAACAGAGCGCCCGGAGUCGUGCUGGAUUCUGACCAUCCCUUCUAUAAAGGACGGCUCAAUGUCUCCCACCUGGAUCUGCUCCAGAAAGGGGAGGCCACACUGACCCUGUCGGAGUUGGAGGAGCGGGACUCUGGUCUCUAUCAGUGUCAGAUCAGCAUCCACCAGGGAGAGAGCGGGACAGGAGCGGGCACCGAGCUGCAGGUGACGGGGAGAAACCAGAGUGACACAGGUAAAGAACCUGCCCCCGUAGGGUGCUGCGCCCGGGAGCUCCUGUACCAGGUCACCAUCGCCUUGGGGCUCCUUCUCAUCCUUGGCUUGGUGGCCACCCUCCUCCUCAAGAGACGCCGAGCGCCGCCCCCCUCGAAGCCCCACCAGCAGCAGACAAAGGGCCAUGGCAGCCGGGGGGCUGAGGACAGCAAGAGCCUGCAUUACGCAGAGAUUAAAAUCCAGACUCCAGGACGCAGGGAACACACCUCCAACCACGCCCAGCGGCGCUGAGUCCCUCCGCACCCAUCACCACCUGAGUCCCUCACACUCAGAGCCACGCCGCCACGAGGGAAUUCCCCACAGGAGGAGACCCUCCCAGGGUUUGAGGGAGAGCAGAAGAAAAUUAUGGGCGUGAAGGUCCCUGUGAACCACAACAAAACCCAACUAGCCCUCUCUACGGCAGGGAAUAAUCGACUAGGGCAUGGAUCUACCCUCAGGAAAUGCCUUCUCCGUGGCCUCCUGAGAUAUAACUAUAUCACGUCCCUGUGUGUUAUUUCCCUGUCCUCUCGGAGUGAUUGCAACGCCUCCCUGUGGAGCGUGACCAGCUGGGGGUAAUUAACGCAGCGUCUGGUCCCUCUUCCUAACUGAGCACGAAGAGAAACGCUCGCCCAGCUCAGCAUCGUGUGGGCAGUGGAACUGGUCUGAGUGACCAGUCUGACAUCAUUUCUUUGUGUGAAAAAUUGUCUGUUUUCAGAGUUUUUUGAAAAAAUGUGUUUGGGUAAAAACUUUUGCUUUUUCUCCCUCACUCCCCUCUUCUCUUCAGUCCCCUUGUCAUGAUCCAAAAUCUUACAAACAUUUCUGAAAUUUUGCUUUUCAGAAAAUCAACUUUUUUCCCUAUGAAAAAAAAUGAUAUUUUCCUGAAAGUUUGAUAUUUUGUUCUGGAACAUGAUAUCUCCCCCCCCCCAUGAAAAUGUGUCAUUUAAUCCCUGAAAAUGGGGACACUUCCCUCCACCCCCACCCCCCAAAAAACCCAAUUUUUUUUUCAUGAAAAUCUUUUCUCCCCUGAAAACUGGAAUUUUGUCCCCUCUGCAAAGAUUAUUUGUUGUAAAUGAUGAGUGGGGGAAGAAGGGAAAAGAGAGAAAUAAGGAGGAACUAAAUAAAAAUCACUGAGGAAAAUCAA